This is a messenger RNA of Ectocarpus sp. CCAP 1310/34, 1065 nucleotides long. The record is from the annotation of a GenBank genome assembly. Lineage: Eukaryota; Phaeophyceae; Ectocarpales; Ectocarpaceae.
UGUCACCAUAUACUCGGUCGGUCGGUGGGGAUUUGACGAUGGAUCGACAUCGGCAUACGACUAGAGUGCAAGUGUUCGCGGGGUCGAGAGCGACAAAGAUGAUGUCGUGGGAGGCUCUGUUGGAUACGGGAAGUCCGGCAUCGUUUGUACAAGAAAGGUGGCGUUCAGGCGGUUGUGGCAGCGAGUGCCUCCGCACAUUCGAGACGUCCAUUUCGACUUCAAUGCCAAACUGUGGGAGCCGGAAGACAUUGACAAACUAGGGACGGGGCGGAACACGUGCGCGACCUGGAAAGGUUUUUCGAGCGUAUGGUCAAGUUCAACCUGAAAUUGGCACCCAAGAAGACGAACCUGGGGGUGAAGGUCNUUCCGUGUUAUGAGGGUGCGAUCUCGGGAGAGCGGCCGUUUCGGUUAACCGCUGAUGCGUCAAUUUCGGGCUUGGCAGCCGUAAUUGAGCAAGAGCAACGAGAUGGGAGUAUUAGACCGCUAUGCUUUUUGAGCAGAUCAACAGUCCCGAAUGAAACCAGAUGGAGUCCGACUGAGCUUGAAGCGGGUGCGAUAGUGUGGGCGAUUAAGAAGAAUCGAACACUAUUUUAUGGCAUCCCCUUUGAAGUGUACAGUGACCAUCAACCCUUGCGAAAUUUGGGGAGUUUGGCAGAGAAAAACAAUCGCGUACAGAGGUGGUAUGACUGCCUGUCAGCGUGCACGAAUAAACUGAAGUAUCGACCAGGGCGAGACAAUGCAAAUGCCGAUUUGAUGUCACGGUUGCCAUUGCCUGCGACGAAAGAGGAUGAGGCACCAGAUGCCAGGCUGACUGAUCCGUCUGAUCUUGAUGUUUAUAUGAUAGGUGCGAGCGGGGUGCUACCUUCGCGAUUGGGUCCGGUGUAUACCGAGCGAGAGGCGCUCGCUGGGUCGAACCAUCGCGAUGAUGUCGUGGUGGGGGAAAGUGGCUGUACACCGGCAAGCCUCACUACGGAUGAACUAGCAGACAAGACGUGGGCGCUGAUCCAAAGGGGGAAGGGCGUGUCCAACCCUUUGCCUGAUGUGGUCAGUUUGAGCCAGGGCUGA